This is a messenger RNA of Paramecium tetraurelia, 711 nucleotides long. RefSeq lists its product as uncharacterized. The transcript has 3 exons. Lineage: Eukaryota; Ciliophora; Oligohymenophorea; Peniculida; Parameciidae. The record is from RefSeq and is a predicted model, not a curated record.
AUGAUGUUGUAAACAAAGAAGUCCAAUGUAAAAAUUACUGUUGAUUAAAAAUUCGAGACCUGCAUUUAAAAAAAUGUGACAGAUAUCAGGUCUGAUCAAGGAAGUUCUUAGAAGAUUCCUGGAAAUAGCUAUAAGGUGGAAAAACCCUCUCAUUCGGAAGCUAAAACAAAGCAAUCAGAACCUAUCCAAAAAUAGAUUCCUUCUUUGAUAAAUUAAAGAAAAAUAAGUGAUAAUUAACAUCCUCUAAAACCCACAGAAGUGACAAAAUGUUACGUUGACAAUUCUUAGCUGAUACAAUAAUUAAUAUAAGAAAAUAUUAAACUAAAAAAAUAAAACUUAGCUAAAGAUUCAAUCAUAAAUUAGUUGAUAACAAAUAAUGACAUUUCCAAAGUAAAUCAGUUGAGAUCAAGCACAUCCUAAACUGAAAGAUUAUGUAAUAAAUAAAAGAACUAACAGAACAAGUAAAAGAAUUCACAUAAGAGUAUGGAAGAACUAUCCUCGCUCGGAUUCACAUUUUGCAAUACGGAAUAAAAAAAUAACUAAUUAGAUUCUGGAUAAGUCUCUAUAAAAUCAUCAAAAAGCCCCAAUAAAUUGCCAAAAGAAUUUUUGAUAAUUCCAAGUCAAAAAAAGUAUUUUGUGUGAGUCUUUUGUCAGAUAGGUUUCAAUGAGGAGUAGUUAAUUAUAAUAAAAUAUUAUAUAUAAAAUUAAAAU